AUGACGGCUGGCGGGCUGGCGGCCAUUGGAGUCGUCGCCAUGAACUUGCCGAUAGCCCAAACCUUGAAGUUUCCUGUGAGAACUUUACUUGUAACACGAAAAGAGGAUGGAAAAAGCAUGAACACCGCUCUAGCAUGCUUUCACAAGGAGCAUCCUAAUGAGGCAUCGUUAGUUGCGCGAUAUGUGCUGGGAAUCAUCAUGCUUCUCGUAACAGUGCUCUCGAUUCUGCUCAAUACAGUAAUUGCCAUCGUGCUCUACCGGACCAGCUUGAUCGACAAACCGAUUCGGCCACACAUCACUGGCAUGGUCGUUGCUAGCCUGUUCGACUUGUUAUCCGCAAUUGCCUCGCGAUGGUUCAUCUUCAUGGGACUGCCAUAUACUGCCGCUGUGUUACUCACCGUACAUAUGAAUAUUAUCGGUUGUCACAAACGUGUGAGCCCUUACACAUUAGGAUUCAGUUACGGCUGCAGCGAAUGUGGUGGCUACACUCUUGCUCUGAGGAUACUGCAUAUGAAUUCCGCGAUGGCGCAAGGAAGCCGCCUUCCACCUGUGAAGAAACGUGAACUUAUUCUGAUACUGCAUAUGAAUUCCGCGAUGGCGCAAGGAAACCGCCUUCCACCUGUGAAGAAACGUGAACUUAUUCUGGUAGUGCAGUUCUCGCUGGUUUGUGCUGCUCAGUUCCUUGGCAGCGCCUCGUUCUAUUUUCUGCCGCCGCUUGCUGGCUAUUCUGACAUCGCAUAUUAUCUGACGACCAUAUUUUCUUCGCUGAAUACGAUGACGAAUCCCUGUGUGAUCAUCGCCUUCCACCGUAACGUGCGCCGCGUUGUAUGGGCGUAUUUACUCACUGCCGGUCGUGGUCACACUGCUGUUAUUACUAUUUCCGGCAAACUCCACCCUGUGAUGAUGCAAGCUCACUCACACGUCAACUGA
This is a messenger RNA of Ostertagia ostertagi, 930 nucleotides long. The record is from the annotation of a GenBank genome assembly. Lineage: Eukaryota; Metazoa; Nematoda; Chromadorea; Rhabditida; Trichostrongylidae.